UUGACUGUGAGGGUGACUGAGCACUGGACCAGGUUGGCCAGAGGGGUUGUGGAGUCUUCAUCCUCGGACGUGUUCCACAGCCGUCUGGACACGGUCCUGGGCAACGUGCUCUAGGUGACCCUGCUUGAGCAGGGGGGUUGGACCAGGUGAUCUCCAGAGGUCCCUGCCAACCCCCUGUUCUGUGAUUCUGUGAUAGCAACAUUUUUAAGAAUUACUGGGAGAGUGACAUUCCAUUGCUUCUACCCCAAAUGGCAAGAAACAAAAUACUUUCUAAACUGUGGCAAAAAAUUACUCCAGUUUGGAUAGCACAGCUAUCUGAUAGCACAGCUUGUUAAAAAGACACUUUUUUAUGUAAUGCAGUUGAGUACAGGCUAAGAUGGACAAUUUAUUUAUAUUUUUUCCUCCUGUGUGACCCUUGCAGUUGCAAGUAUAUCUUCUAUUAAUAGAACAUUUCCUUAUUUUUUCAAUUCUCUACACUAUCUCUCUCUAGCCUGUCCACAGCCUAUCUGUGUCGUCUGAGAGAAGCGCUUUCCAUUGCCUUUUUUCUUAUAUAUCUCUUCUCCUGUCUAUUUUUAAAUCACUCAAUUGCUUCAGCAGACAUGGAUUUGAAUCAGCUGGAGGCUUUUCUCACUGCCCAAACCAAAAAACAAGGUGGCAUCACAUCAGAUCAAGCUGCAGUCAUUGCAAAAUUUUGGAAAAACCACCGAAUAAAGAUUCGAGAGAGCCUGAUCAAUCAAAGCCGGUGGGAUAAUGUCUUGAAAAACAUGAACUGGAGAGUGGAUUUGAAGUCACAGUCAAGACAUAUCGAUCAGAUAAAUACUCCUGUUGCAAUAGUGGAAAUGGAACUGGGAAGAAAUGGGCAGGUCACCCGAAAAUCUUCGGAGGCGUUUGCUGACCUGCAGGCGGGCUCGGAGAGCGCGCAGCCCCUCGUGCCUGGUGUCAGGGCCUCGACACCCGGCGAUAUCCACGUCACGUUCCCAGCUUCCACUGCCCGGGGGGAAAGGUAA
Struthio camelus australis is the source of this 1007-nucleotide messenger RNA. The record is from RefSeq and is a predicted model, not a curated record. Lineage: Eukaryota; Metazoa; Chordata; Aves; Struthioniformes; Struthionidae.